UGUCAAUAGUGUGGGUUGACUCAAAGGGACGAGUUUAACAGAAAGCUGGAAACAGUUUAUAAAGAAGUUGAGGUUUUUCCCACCCAACUUUUCACAACAUGCUUCUGCCAUAUUCCAAAACCUACCAUGCCCACCGAUUAAUAUUAUAGUAAAAACUUCUGCGCAUUAGAGCCAACCAGUCCUCUGCCAUACGUUGCCGGCCGACACCAACCAGUCCGCUUCAGGUUUCAAAAUCUCCGAUCUCUAUCCUUCCCUCAAGUUGCUUCCUAUUAAUGUUGUUAUAUGUUGAUAUAUGAUGAUUUUACUUACUAUUAAUGUUGUUUCUUUGGAGUUACCAUAGCCAUGAUAUAUUGACUUUAUUAGGAAAUGUUUCUAGCUGGUAUUGAGACAUCGACAACGGUAAUGGAGUGGGUCAUGUCGGCAAUGAUAAGAGAUUCGAGAGUGCUACGAAAAGCACAACAAGAGGUCAGGCAAGUAUAUGGUGAUGAUGACGGCAAAAACUAUUUCGACGAAGCAAGUCUUGAUCAAUUGAAGUAUUUGGACAUGAUUAUUGCCGAGAGUUUAAGGCUGCAUCCGCCACUUCCUUUGCUUAUUCCAAGAGAAAAUAGAGAUCAGAACCUGGAACUCAACUCGUAUGAGGUUCCGGUGAACAGCAGCGUCCUCGUGAACGCCUGGGCGAUAAAUCGGGAUCCUCGUUACUGGACAGAGGCGGAGAGGUUCUUCCCGGAAAGAUUUAUGAAUUUUCCGAUCGAUUAUACGGGGACCGAGCUCCAGUUCAUUCCAUUUGGCGCCGGAAGAAGGAUGUGUCCUGGAGUUACUUUUGGAAUGAAGGUCGUGAAACUAACUCUAGCGAGUUUGAUUUUUCAUUUGACUUGGAAACUUCUCGCGGGACAAAAAAAGCAUUAAUAUGGCAGAAUGUUUUGGAGGGACACUGAGAAGACAAUAUUCUCUCCGUCUAAUUCCAAUUCCGUAUAGUCACGUGCUUCUUUAGGCUCUCAACAACGCUUGGCGUUGGUCUUGUUCUGUUGCUGUUCUGCUGCUCAUUGGAUGUUCUUGGAGCCUCGUUAUGCUUGCUUUUUGGCUGUGGUUUUCAAUCCUUGUGAUGUCCAACUUCUUUUACCUUGUACACUUUGUGUUUCCUUUCCUUCUUUGUUAAUGCAAUUCAUCAUUAUAAUAAAGACAAACAUGUAAAUGUUAUGUUUUGUGUUUUUCUUUCUGUUUGAAUAUGUAUAAUAUCUUUAUAAUUUUCGUCGGCAAAAAAACAUUUGUAUUUUACGUGGUUUAUUUGGUCAAAAAACUGUUUACGUGCUAUCAAAAUUAGGCCUCUAUAUAUGUAAAGACCACAUGAGACAUGACACAAAAUGCUAUUUAACAACUCACAAAUGUGCUCUUCCUUCCAUAAUCACUUGAACAACACAAGCUAAGUCUCGAAUCCCUAAUUAAUACUUGCCACUUCCACAUACUAGCAACUAUUAGAUCUAUCCAUUUUCUUUGACCCGCCAUUUGAUACAUAACUUAUUCCUCAAUCUAUCUAUUCUUUCUAAUCUAAAAAACUACAUCUCCGACACUCAAAGUGAUCUCUACUCCCUUAGAACUCAAUCUUAUAUUCUUCCUGAAUUUCCAAACCACUCCAAAUAUCCCCUUGAAGAGCGCGUUAGAAUAAUUUCACGAUAUCAAACGUGAGAUCGAUCGGCAUCAAUAAUUGUUGUUCAAUAAUUAUUUCAGUGCACCCCCUCGAAGAGUGUUAGGAUAGACAGUUGUAGUGGAAGAUACUAUGUGACCGUCGAUCUCAAGAAAUAGUACGUAGCACUCAUUGCAAUCCUUUUGUCUAUAUCUAAAUUAAAAGGAAUCUAAAUAAUAUGAGCGUAGUGCGUUAUGCACGAGCUGGCAAACCGUUUCAGCUAGACACCAGCUGUCCUAAUGAAUUGGCAAACCCUAACAAAGGCACCCCUAACCAUAUACAUCCACCUUGUUUAUGCUCAUUUUGCAAGUUUUCAGAAGAGAGUCUCUCAGACCCAAAAAGAGUGAGAACGAGUCAACAAUGACCUGCGGAGGUGAAAGCAACAAUGCAGAGGCAGGACCUUAUUAUAUAUGCUUGAAUAAAACUUAAAUCAAUCCCACCAACACGGCAGCUGUUGUUUAUAGUUUUAGCAGAGAGUUUAACUUGUCUUCUUUCAGGAAGCAAAAAAUUCACAGUAAGUAAGAAAAGUAGAAAACACUAAACUAAGUUAUCUAUGGCGUAGAUCCAGAUACCGUACGAUUAGAUCCCCCUCCAUUUUUCUACUGAUCAAGUCAGAUUUGGCUCAUCCACAUGAGGUCAAUUAUAUUACUAUAUCCAUGAAAAUAAUCAUAAAUAAAAAUCAUCAAAGUGUUAUCACGAGUAUCUUUUUAUAAUCUCAUUAUACCAUAAUUAUCCAAAGUUUUGAUUUUGAAAUAGUUCAUUAUCUCAACUGUAGAGAGAGGGUCAUCGAUCUCCCGGCCACCGGCGAUGACCCUCAUCGCCGCCGUGUUGUUUAGUGUUCCCUCUGUGUAAGCAUUCAAGCUUUCCAUCAAUAAAACUAAAUUCUUCGU
Molecule: messenger RNA, 2571 nt
Organism: Linum trigynum
Lineage: Eukaryota; Viridiplantae; Streptophyta; Magnoliopsida; Malpighiales; Linaceae
Source: the annotation of a GenBank genome assembly